AUGGGGACAUUGCUGUUAAAGAUGGAAAGUAUUAGUGGUUUAUCUGGAAGUCAACCUGAGGUGGAAGCCACAGCUGUAGAGACAAAUACAUCUCAGUCUCAGCAGCUUUUGCCUCCACCUGUUCCUAAGAAAAGGAAAGUAGUUGAGACCAGAUCUCCUGUAUGGGAUCACUUUGAUAAGAUCAAAGACUCUGAGGGCAUUGUUAUCAAGGGAAAAUGUUUAUACUGUGCUAGGGUGUAUUGUUGUGAGUCCAAGAAACAUGGGACUUCUUCUCUCAGACAUCAUGUGGUAAACUGCCUUAAAAAUCCUCACUCUAAGGAUACAAGGCAAUCCUUGCUUACUUUCCAACCUGCACCUUCUUUUGCUGAAACUGAAAGUAGUGAAGGAUAUGAAGGGGUGUUAGGUUUAAAAUCCCUUCAAGAUGGACUAUCAGUAGGGACAUUUUUAAGAUUUUUUUCUGAUGAGAGGCUCAACUUGAAGAAGUUCUUUAGGACUAGUAGUCAGAGGGUUAGUAUCACAACUGAUACAUGGACCUCAAUCCAGAGAAUAAACUACAUGUGCAUAACUGCACAUUUCAUUGACAGUGAGUGGAAGCUCCAAAAGAAAAUCAUUUCAUUUGUUCCUAUCUAUUCCCACAAGGGUGAAAGUAUUGCAAAGGCUUUAGAAAUUUGUCUUAUGGACUGGGGUCUAAAAUCAGUUUUUAGUGUCACAGUUGAUAAUGCUUCUAGCAAUGAUACUGCCCUAGGAUUCUUAAAGAAGAAGUUUGUGUCAUGGGGUUGUACUGCUGUUAGGAGUAAGUACUUGCACAUGAGGUGCAUUGCUCACAUCCUUAACUUGGUGGUACAGGAUGGGUGGAAAGAAUCUGAUAGUGCUGUUCAAAAAGUGAGGGAUGUUGUUAGGUGUAACUCCACCUAUAUGAUGCUGAGUGCUGCUUUGUUGUAUGAUAAAGUCUUUGAAGAGUAUGCAAGCUCAGACAGUGGAUUUAAAUUUGAUUUGGGUGAGAAUAUGCCUAACUUCAUGGAUUGGGAAACCAUUUCUGGUUUGGUAAAGAUUUUAAAAUCUUUUUAUGAAAUGACUAUUAGAAUUUCUGGUUCACUUAAUAUGGUGGAAGCUGAUGGCAGUGUUAAAUUGAUGGGUACAAAUAUGAGGGCAAAGUUUGAUAAGUAUUGGGGUGAGCAUGAAAAAAUGAACUUUCUCAUAUUCUAUGCAAAUAUCUUAGACCCCAGGGACAAAAUAGAAUAUAUGCCCAUUCAGUUUACCCAUUUAUAUGGUGAGGACAAAGGUAAAACAAUGUUUGAUAAGGUUGUUGUUGGCCUUAAGGAGUUAUUUCAAGAUUAUGUGUCCUGUUUUCCUGUCCAGUCUAUUCCUGAAAAUUCUGCCAAAUCAGCCCCUUCAGUUAUAAUUUUUUAUUGUGUUUCUGUUGGGAAACCUCAAGUAUUAUUGAAAUCCCAUAUUAAGAAACAAAAAUUGGGUAGUGGUGAUUUGUCAAUGAAAAAAACUGAGUUGGAGGUGUAUUUGUCUGAGGUCAUUGUGGAUGAUGAGGAUUCUUUUGACCUUCUAAGAUGGUGGAAGCUGAAUUCUGAUAGGUUCCCUGUGUUAUCUAAAAUGGCAAGGGAUGAUUGGUUGAGGUUAUCCAAUCAACCAAUAUCUGUUGAAGAAAAUAUUGAAGAUGUUGAAAGGAUUGAGAAAGAGUUGUGCAGCACAUCCACCACUGGAGUUGGAUCAUUGCCUACAAUACCUUGUUACAGUGUAUGUGUAUCAAAUAUCAAUGUCCCUCAGACCCUCAUUCCUUGGCUAGGAAAUGGAAAGUGUUCAAUGGCUUGGUGA
Messenger RNA from Ipomoea nil (Japanese morning glory), 1827 nucleotides. Its product is annotated as zinc finger BED domain-containing protein RICESLEEPER 2-like. The transcript has 8 exons. Lineage: Eukaryota; Viridiplantae; Streptophyta; Magnoliopsida; Solanales; Convolvulaceae. The coding region runs from base 1 to 1827 and encodes 608 amino acids. The record is from RefSeq and is a predicted model, not a curated record. Gene Ontology annotation, molecular function: protein dimerization activity; DNA binding.